This is a messenger RNA of Anopheles funestus (African malaria mosquito), 14050 nucleotides long. It is a transcript of the gene kl-3, whose product is annotated as dynein axonemal heavy chain 8. Gene Ontology annotation, cellular component: dynein complex. The record is from RefSeq and is a predicted model, not a curated record. Gene Ontology annotation, molecular function: ATP hydrolysis activity; ATP binding; minus-end-directed microtubule motor activity. NCBI's taxonomy places the organism in Eukaryota, Metazoa, Arthropoda, Insecta, Diptera, Culicidae. The transcript has 7 exons. Gene Ontology annotation, biological process: microtubule-based movement. The coding region runs from base 89 to 13918 and encodes 4609 amino acids.
CAUUGAAGUUUCGAUUUCUCCAUACACGUAUCCGUCACAUACCUAUACCGGAAACUGUCGAGUGAGAACUUACAUCACUGAGGUCAAAAUGACGGAUCCCGAUCCAGACCGCCAUCUGAAGAAAGUGUUGAAUGUGAUUGGUGUUAGUACGAAAAUUGGCAAUGUGGUACAAUUGGUCAAACGAAGACGCGGAAGUCCACCGAAGAUUACGGAGGAGCAAGAAAUUCAGCAGCGACUUGAGAAAUCCAAAGAGGCUCGCUCCGAACGUCUCAACAUCUUGUCCACCAAGCAUCGACACGUGCUAGAGGUGGGUGCGUAUAUUUUAGCCGAAGAUCAAGACUAUGUUGCGGAAUGUGUUGCGGAUCGUAUGUACGAUGUGCAGCUGCUGGACAGCUUCUUCGAGCCAGACGGUGUGAAGGCGUUGCUACUGUUCCAUGGUAUGUGCGCUCCGCCAGGGAUGGAUACGGGAAGAUACAAUGCGAAGGUAAAGCAGUCCACUAUGCAAGUUUGGAUCACGGAUGGACGCAAUGAUAAAGUGACGGUGGUCUGUGUAGGAGUGACUCGGCACAGUAAUGCUAAACCAAUUGAAACCAAAGGACUUAGCGAUGAAAUCUUAUUCACCUACAUCACAAUUCCUUCCGGCAGCUCGAUUGUCUACUGUUUGGUAUCGAUCUUGGAGAAAGUUCUUAAGCCAGCCGUCGAUGAUAUCCGCGACUACGGGCAUUGCAAUGAUGUUCAAAAGAGCAACUUCAAGUACGGCGUGAAUCGAUUCAUUAAUUUCCUCAAAAGCACAGAAAAGGACAUCUCACAACGAAUCGUGUUUGAUGUGGACCGCGAUUUGUAUCUGGGCUUUCUGUUAACUGCCGUCCAAAUAGCAGAAACAGCGCGCGAUAAAGAACGGAUGAGUCGUGUUGAGCACAUUUUUAGUAGAUGGAUGGAGCAAGUACAGCAUGCACUUACGCAGGGUGAUCAGAUCGAACAAUCGCCCCAUCACGCGGGACCGCUGGUUGAGCUGGAAUAUUGGCGUACCAUACUGACGCGCUACACAUCAAUCAGUGAAUUUACCGAGAGUAAAAUUUUUUUACAAUUUUUGGAAUCUUUGAAAAUAUCUCGCGCCAAGCUGGUCAAAGUUUGGGACGGUUUAGCGGCAGAACUGUCCGGCAAGUUGAUCGAGUCUCGAGAUAACGUACGCUUCAUCAGCUCCAUCGAACGUUUUUGGGACCCUUUGUACCGGUGUAACCCCCAGGAAGCAACACGUAGCAUUCCGAGCCUGCUGGAAGUAAUUCGCCAUGUAUACAAAUCGUCCAUGUACUACAACACGUCGGAUCGAAUAACAGGACUGCUGACAAAGAUUGCAAAUCAGAUCAUCAUCAACUGCAGGCUCUUUCUGACCGAUCGUGGAACGAUCCGAAUAUAUCAACAGCCCAAGACAAUGCUGAUAAGUAAAAUCACCAUUUGCCACCAGCUGGACGCUGCAUUUCGGGACAGCUAUAAUCAAACGGUGCAGAACAUGCAGAAUAGUCCUAGCGAAACACCGUGGGAAUGCUCCAAAGUGUUUAUUUUUGGAAAAUUGAACCAUUUCAAGUUACGCUUAGCCCGAAUACUGGAGGUCAUGGAGUUGUUUCUGAAGUAUGAAGUUAUCGACCAGGUGGCCAUUUAUGGGACAGACGUUUUUUCAGGUCGGAUUAAAGCCGCGUACGAAGCGCUCAUCUCGAAACCGUAUGAUCCUCUGAUUUAUACCGAGCAUCAGUUUGACACGGACUAUGAAUGCUAUCUGAAAGAGGUUGAAAUAGCUGAAUCGGGGCUACAAAAGUAUCUCAAAGCCCAACUAGCCAACGAGUGUACCGUCGACGGUAGCCUUUUGAUCUUGAAGAGAUUUGAGAAACUGCAACUCGAUUGUUUGUGCAUCGAUCGACGCUAUCUGGAUGUUGCAGUGAUGCUGGAAAAAGAAAUCUUUCAGUUUAAAGAUAUAUACAAUGAGAAUCGGGCCAGUCCACCAGUUCCGUACGGUGUUCCAGAAACGGUUGGACGCAUUAUGUGGGCUCGAGCAUUGUUUCGUCAAAUGGAUGUGCCGCUUGCGUCCCUGAAGAAUCGAUCGUGUGUCUUAAAUCAUCGGAAGGCGCAACUCUGCAUUAAAUAUUACAACUAUCUGAGUGAAGUGUUGAUUCACUACGAACUGCUACACCAUAAAGCAUGGAUGAUGUUUGCAGAGAAGGCAAGAAACAAACUAUCCACACCGGUGUACCGUAAGCGUGAUACAGAUAACUGGUUGGAGCUAAACUUCCAUCCGUGGAUCAAGCAAGUCAUCAGAGAAACGGAAGUAGUUCUUAAGCUUGGUAUGAGCGUGCCAGAUUUCACAAUUGUUCUCGUGCAAAACAAAGAGCAAAUCGAUCGACGCUUUGAAAGAGCCAAGCAUCUACUGCGCCAGAAUAAUGAGCUCCGUUUAGCCAUUCCUCCCAUAUUUUUACCUUUGAUGAGAACGAUGUUGGUGAAACUGGACAAAGUGUUCCUGCCCGGCUUGUGUGUCAUUACGUGGGAGUCCUUGAAUAUUGACACAUAUCUGGACGAUGUUGAAAGCACACUGGUGGAGACGGAACAAUUCUACAAGGAAGUUCAUGAUAUUUGGCAGGCUCGUGUUGAAGACACGUUGAAUUCCUUUGAGAGCACAGACCUCCUUACGCUUCCUGCUGAUCCAGUGGAUCCUAAUGAGUUCUACGACAUGAACAACCGAUACCGUCAAUCGGUGCAAGUUUACCUGGAAAAGAAAUCACAGGCCAUGGAAGGUGCAGUUAUAGAAUUGAUCAACAAGUUUGUCCAAAAAAUACAAGUUCCAGAUACUGAUGAUCGUGGUAUUCGGAGAUAUCAACUUCCGCUUGGUGAAAUUAACGACGAAAAUAGGCGCAAAGAGGAACAACUCCCAACAGACAAGUUCGAUUGGAUUCGCUUCGAUAAGCUGUAUAAAACGCCUGCUAAUCCGACUCCGGAGGCACACCUGGAAGCACUUUUCCAGGACUAUGGAGCAUUAAAUUACGACGUUAGUACACUGCACAUUGACUGCAUGGAACUGUUUGCAUAUUUUAACAAUCGAAUUAUAAACGUGUUUGUACAUAUGGUAAAGAAUUCGUUAGAAAAAUUACGCACCAGGCUCGAGUUGGUGCGCUUACAGCUAAACAAGGCGGCUAUUUUAAGCGAGAUUCAACCGCUCAUCGUAACCGCAAUGCAACUGCAAGGGGAUUGCUGCGACAUCAUACCAUCUCUGGAGGACAUACAGCUUGCAUUUGAUAGAGUUGUGCUGAAUGUGAUAGAAACGUUUUACGCCAUUUCGACCUGGGGCCGGCAAGCAAAGUCGACCGAGAGGAAAACGCGGCGACCAGUGCUGGCGGAACAGCGUGCGGAACGGGAUUGGUUUAAACUCCUAUCGGAGCACAAAGAGGUAACCAGAAUGAAGCAUGAAUUUGAUGGCGGAAUGUUCCUUCUGAAACCCGAUGUGAACUAUGUGUUGAAGCAUGUGUACACCCAUUACGAGUACCUUUGGAAACAAAAUUUGUUCACUAUCGCACCAGAAGCAAAACCGGAACUAUUCGAAAAGAUCAAGGAAGAUCUUGCAUCCGUCAAGUACAGCAGUCACAUUGGGCCGAUUGUCAUCAAACUAGACGCUGUUGUUGAGCUUGUGCUUCGGCGCUUCCUUGCUUUCUAUAACACCCGGAUAGAAGAAAUAGUUGCCUUUAUCAUGCAACACGAUGAAACUCUCAAACGUACGCUCACUGAUUUGGACGACAUUCGCAUGGCAAUGGACUGUUUGCAAACGGUGCAGGAUAACUUUUCCUUUAUCGAUGUUGAUCUUACGUUCAUCGAGCAAACCUAUCGCACAUUGGCCGACUUUGAGCAGCUCGAAAUAACCCAGGAACAAGUGGAUAGUGUCUAUGGUAUUCGCGACACAUUCAAGGCGAUGAUCAAAUUAGUGGAAAAAGUCGAAAACGACAUUAUAGCCUUGCAGGUACCGCUGCAACGAGAACUAGCUGCAGGAGUGGCAAAAUUCAACGAAGAAAUCACCGGAUUUGAUCAAGAGUUUGAAACGAACGGCCCAAUGGAGGAAGGUAUACCUGCAAAAGAAGCUAGCGAUCGACUGCUCAUGUUCCAGGGACAAUUCGACGAGCUGUGGCGCAAGUUCGAAAUGUACGCGAACGGUGAAGCGUUCUUGGGGCUGAUAGUGAACGACUAUCCGGUGCUGCACAAGCGGAAGAAAGAAUUCAACCUGCUCAACAAACUGUAUUCACUGUACCUGCAAGUGAUGAAAAGUAUUGAUCAGUAUUACGAAACCCCAUGGCAGGAUGUGAACAUAGAGGACAUAAAUGCAGAACUAACCGAUUUCCAGAACAGAUGCCGAAAGCUUCCAAAAGCGAUGAAAGAUUGGCCCGCUUAUAUUGAGUUGAAGAUGAAGAUUGAUGAUUUCAACAAUAGUUGCCCACUGUUGGAGCUUAUGUGCAACGAAGCAAUGAAAGACCGUCACUGGGAAAAGUUGGAACAGAUGCUGGAUUGUAAAUUUGACGUUACAUCGCCGACGUUUACUUUAGGCAACAUUAUGGAAGCACCGCUGCUCAAGUUUUCUGACGACAUCGAAGACACGUGUAUUGGUGCUGUGAAGGAGAAUGAUAUCGAUACCAAGCUGCGCACGAUCGUCGCUGAGUGGUCUACGGUGAACCUACAGUUUACUGGCUUUAAAACACGCGGCGAGCUGCUUAUCAAACCUGCAGAAACCGUCGAGAUCAUAUCGAUGCUCGAGGAUAGUAUCAUGAUCGUCAACUCGUUAGCAUCAAAUCGAUUCAAUGCACACUUUAAGAAGGAUAUCAUGAUGUGGUUGCACAAGUUGGUGAACACUGGAGAAAUUCUUGAGAAAUGGUUACAAGUGCAGAACCUGUGGAUAUACUUGGAGGCUGUGUUCGUCGGCGGUGAUAUUUCUAAGCAGUUGCCACAGGAUGCGAAAAGAUUUGCAGGAAUCGACAAGAGUUGGGUGCGUAUAAUGUUCCGCGCCCGUGAUAAUCCAAACGUAGUUCAGUGCUGUACGGGUGAAGACGUCAUGUCGUACACUCUAACUUCUUUGCUGGAACAGCUAGAGACUUGCCAAAAGUCCCUUACCGGAUACCUUGAAUCGAAGCGACUCCUAUUUCCACGCUUUUUCUUCAUCUCCGAUCCUGUAUUGCUGGAAAUUCUUGGCCAAAGUUCUGAUCCGACUUCCAUUCAAGCACAUCUAUUAAGCAUUUUCGACGCAGUUGCUAAGGUGGAGUUUGAUGAAAAAACGUUUGGAAAAAUCAUAGCGCUUUAUUCGGAUAACGGAGAGCGUGUUCCCUUGACUAAUCCUGUGUUCUGUACUGGCGGAGUGGAGAUGUGGCUCGGUAGUCUGCUAGGUGAAAUGCAAGAUACCAUUCGAACAAUAUUAACUCAAAUGGCACACUGCCUUGCUAGUCCUGACUUCAAUUUUAUCGCCGGGUUCCAAGAAUUUUGCGGCCAGGCGGGACUCGUAGGAGUUCAAUUGUUAUGGACAAACGAAGCCGAAAUAGCCCUUAGCAGGUGUCGAGUGGACAAAGCGAUUAUGCGUGUUACGAACAAUAAGUUCCUAAAUCUCCUGAACAGUCUGAUCGAGCUGACGGUAAAGGAUUUAACGAAAUUGGAACGCAUUCGGUUCGAAACAAUGGUUACCAUACACGUUCAUCAACGCGACAUUUUCGACGAUUUGGUGCGAUUCCGUAUUCGAACGGCAUUGGAUUUUGAGUGGCAAAAACAGGCCCGGUUUUACUAUAUCGAAGAAACGGACGACGUAAUUGUGAAGAUAACGGACGUGGAUUUCAUUUAUCAAAACGAAUAUCUUGGCGUAACGGAGCGAUUGGCCAUCACACCGCUAACUGAUCGGUGCUAUAUCACGCUUGCCCAAGCAAUCGGUAUGUCAAUGGGCGGAGCACCAGCUGGUCCUGCAGGAACAGGGAAGACAGAAACCACCAAGGAUAUGGGUCGCGCAUUAGGAAAGCUGGUAGUGGUCUUCAACUGCUCAGAUCAGAUGGAUUUCCGUGGCUUGGGUCGUAUUUACAAAGGUCUCGCUCAAUCUGGUUCCUGGGGUUGUUUUGAUGAGUUCAAUCGUAUCGAGCUUCCUGUUUUGUCCGUAGCAGCACAACAAAUCCACAUCGUACUCACCGCUAGGAAGGAAAAGAAGACAUCUUUCUUAUUUAGUGAUGGCGACACAGUUUCAUUAAAUCCAGAAUUCGGUCUCUUCAUUACUAUGAAUCCCGGAUACGCAGGACGACAGGAGCUACCGGAGAACUUGAAAAUCAUGUUUCGCUCCGUUGCAAUGAUGGUUCCUGAUCGGCAGAUUAUUAUGCGUGUUAAAUUGGCUAGCUGCGGUUUUAAGGACAAUGUCAUACUUGCUCGAAAAUUCUUUACGCUAUACAAACUUUGCGAGGAACAACUGUCGAAACAGGUUCAUUACGAUUUCGGCUUACGGAACAUUUUGUCUGUUCUGAGAACGCUGGGCGCACAGAAGCGAGCGAAUCCCACCGAUACGGAGGAAACCAUCGUAAUGCGUGUGUUACGUGAUAUGAAUGUUUCGAAGCUGGUUGAUGAGGAUGAGCCUUUGUUUAUUUCACUGAUUGAGGACCUAUUCCCGGGCAUAAAGCUUAGCACUUCUAGUUAUAAAGAGCUGCAGAAAGCCAUAGCUAACAGUGCAGAAUCUCUUGGGCUGAUGAACCAUCCCGAGUGGAAUUUGAAAGUAAUUCAGUUGUAUGAAACGUCCCUUGUGCGACACGGUCUCAUGACACUUGGACCUACCGGAGCGGGCAAGACGCAGUGUAUAUUGACACUGCUGAAGAGUUUCACCGAGCUGGGCGUGCCGCACAAGGAGAUUCGUAUGAACCCGAAAGCGAUCACCGCUCCCCAGAUGUUUGGAAGGCUCGACGUGGCCACAAAUGACUGGACGGAUGGAAUCUUUUCGACCUUGUGGCGCCGAACGCUGAAGGUGAAGAAAACGGACUUUGUGUGGCUUGUACUAGAUGGACCAGUCGAUGCGGUGUGGAUCGAGAACUUGAAUUCCGUACUCGACGAUAACAAAACACUAACUCUGGCAAAUGGCGAUCGUAUUACGAUGGCUCCGAACGCAAAGCUAGUCUUUGAGCCCGACAACGUAGAUAACGCGUCACCCGCUACCGUGAGUCGCAUGGGCAUGGUAUUCAUGAGUGCGUCCGUCAUGAAGUGGGAACCGAUUUUGAACGGUUGGCUCAAAACUAAACCAGCAGAUCAGAGUGAUCUAUUGAGGCGCUUGUUUCUCAAAAUUUACAACGAUUUGCAUGAAUUCGUUCAAACGAAACUUAAAGCAAAAAUGAAGAUACUAGAAGCAAUUUACAUUCGGCAGUGCUGUGAUCUCCUGGAAGGAUUAUUGGCCCCACGGAAUGAAAACGAAACAUCAGCUGACUUGACGGAUGCUCAUGUGGAGAGACUGUUUUUGUUUUCGUUGAUGUGGUCUUUAGGUGCCGUACUUGAGCUGGAGGAUCGUGAAACUAUGGGAGAAUUUAUAGCGAGACACCCAUCCAAAAUGAAAUGGCCAAAGUUACAACCGGGAGAAACCAUUUUCGAAUAUGUCGUAUCAGCAGAGGGUAAUUGGCAACAUUGGAACGAACGUGUGGAGGAAUAUAUCUACCCUAGUGACAGCGUUCCGGAGUUCGCCAGUAUCCUAGUGCCAAACGUGGACAAUGUGCGCACUUCAUUUCUUAUCGACUUGGUUGCAAGACAAAGUAAAGCGGUUCUGUUGAUCGGUGAACAAGGCACAGGCAAAACCGUCAUGAUCAAGGGCUACAUGUUGCAGUACGAUCCCGAAUAUCAUCUAUCGAAAAGCUUUAACUUUUCAUCUGCCACCACGCCAAACAUGUUCCAGCGGAUCAUCGAAUCGUACGUGGAGAAACGCGUUGGCACAACCUAUGGACCGCCGCAACAACGCAAGAUGUCCAUCUUUGUCGAUGAUAUCAACAUGCCGAUCGUAAACGAGUGGGGUGACCAAGUAACGAAUGAGAUCGUGCGCCAGCUGAUGGAAAAUCGUGGUUUUUAUUCGUUGGACAAACCUGGCGAUUUCUUAACUGUGCUGGACAUUCAAAUGUUAGCCGCAAUGAUUCAUCCGGGUGGUGGUAGAAACGACAUACCACCUCGGCUAAAGCGUCAAUUUUGCAUUUUCAACUGCGCUAUUCCAAGCAACAAGUCGAUGGAUAAAAUAUUCGGUGUGCUUGGUGAAGGAUACUUCUGUGACACUCGGUUCAAUGAAAUGCUGGUUCGGUUUGUUCCUCAGCUUGUUCCAUUAACACGCAAAAUAUGGCAAGCAACAAAGGUAAAGAUGCUGCCAACACCGGCCAAAUUCCAUUACGUAUUCAACCUGCGAGAUCUUUCUCGAAUAUGGGAAGGCAUGCUGAAAGUCAAAUCGGAACAGUGUGGAACCAUUCAAACAGCCAUAAACCUCUGGAGGCACGAAUGCACACGAGUGAUAGCGGAUAGAUUUACCAAUUUUGAAGAUCGUUCUUGGUUUGUGCACCAUUUGCGGUCGGUAGCUGAACAGGAACUUGGGCCAGAUUUUGUACACUAUCAGGAAGAAGAACAGUUCUUUGUCGACUUUCUCCGGGAUGCACCGGAACCGACAGGCGAAGAAGGAGAUGAUGUCAGUUUAGAACCGCCCAAACUGUAUGAAGAAAUGCCAGGUUUCGAUGAAACGACAGCUCGGAUUAAAAUGUUUCUGGAACUGUACAACGAACAGAUACGAGGAGCCACAAUGGACUUGGUGUUCUUCCGCGAUGCCUUAAUCCAUUUGAUGAUCAUCUCGCGUAUUAUAGGAACUCCACGCGGGAACGCACUGCUAGUCGGUGUAGGUGGAUCAGGGAAACAGAGCUUAACUCGUCUGGCAUCUUUCAUUGCGGGCUACAAGUUUUACCAAAUCACGCUAACUAGAGCCUACAAUGUGAAUAACCUAAUGGAAGAUCUCAAGUAUCUAUAUCGUGUGUCCGGUGUUGAUGGUCAAGGAAUAACGUUCAUUUUUACCGAUAAUGACAUCAAGGACGAAGGCUUCCUGGAGUACAUUAACAACGUACUCAGCUCGGGUGAAAUUGCUAAUCUUUUUCCGAAGGACGAAAUCGAUCAAAUUACCAAUGAACUUAUACCGGUAAUGAAGAAAGUCGAUCCCAAGCGCAUUCCUACGCAAGAUAAUCUGUACGAUUUCUUCAUCUCGCGAGCUCGAGCCAAUCUGCACAUUGUACUCUGUUUCUCGCCAGUCGGAGAAAAGUUCCGUAAUCGAUCACUCAAGUUUCCCGGUCUUAUCUCGGGCUGUACUAUUGACUGGUUCCAGCGGUGGCCGGAGGAUGCGCUUAUAGCCGUGUCGACGCAUUUCCUGCGCGACUACAAUAUCGUAUGCUCCGCCGACGUUAAGAUGCGCUUGAUCGAAAUUAUGGCAUUCGUGCAAAACCGUGUGGCUGAGAUUUGCCUCGAAUAUUUUGAACGAUUCCGCCGACAAGCACACGUAACGCCCAAAUCGUUCCUUUCGUUCUUGGAAGGUUACAAGGUGAUCUACAGGCAAAAGCACGAAAACAUUGCAAUUCUAGCAGGACGCAUGCAAACAGGAUUGGUAAAACUUAUUGAGGCAGCCAAAUCUGUUGAUGUGCUGCGCGUAGAACUGGAGGAAAAGGAGAAAGAUAUUGUCAUCGCCACUAAAGCGGCGGAAGUUGUAUUAGCCUCCGUGACAGAGUCCCAGCGUGCGGCCGAGGUGGUAAAAGCCGACGUGCUAGUGGUAAAGAACAAAGCUGACAUACUGGUAGAGCAAAUCCAAGCAGAUACGCUGGUCGCGGAGGACAAACUUGAAGCAGCGAGACCGGCGCUAGAACAAGCCGAAGCCGCCCUAAAAACUGUAACGGGAGCUGAUAUUGCGACGGUGCGGAAGCUCGGUAAACCACCGUACCUGAUCACAUUGAUCAUGGACGUUGUGCUAAUAUUGUUCGGAAGAAGAAUGGCUCCUGUGAAACCGGAUGAAGAACGCCAGUUUAUGCUAGCCUCUUGGGAACAGUCACUAAAAGUAAUGGCUGACACUGGUUUUCUAGGAAAAAUUGUUCGUUACCAAGCAGAUCUCAUCAACGCUGAAACGGUCGAUCUGAUGAUGCCGUAUUUCAACUAUCAUCUAUACACGUUUGAGGCGGCUAAGGCAGCGUGCGGCAACGUGGCCGGUUUACUGAAGUGGACUGUUGCCAUGGCUGACUUCUACGACGUAAAUAAGGACGUUUUACCAUUGAAGGCCAACUUGGUUCGACAGCAGAAGAAGCUAGACAUUGCCAUGGCAGAGAAGGGUGCCGCAGAGGCGCUGCUAAAAGCUAAAGAGGAGGAACUGGCCGUGGUUCAGCAAAUGUUUGACGAGGCGAUGGCAAAGAAAAAAGCCGUGCUGGAUGAUGCGAAACAAUGUCAAGACAAGAUGGAUGCGGCAUCCGCACUGAUAGAUGGGUUGGCUGAUGAGCGAGUUCGAUGGACGGAACAGUUGGAGCAAUUUAAAGACGAAACGGAACGACUUGUAGGCGAUGUGCUAAUUCUAACCGGGUUUCUUUCCUACACCGGGCCAUUCAAUCAGGAGUAUCGCACUGCACUUCAGACGAGUUGGCAAAGCGAACUUAGCAAACGUAGGAUCCCAGUUUCCAGAAUUAUCAAUAUUACGGAAAAUCUUACCGACCCUGCAACCAUUGGAGAGUGGAACUUGCAGGGAUUACCGAAUGAUGAGCUUUCGAUUCAGAAUGGAAUCAUAGUGACGAAGGCAGCCCGCUAUCCAUUGCUUAUAGAUCCACAAUCACAAGGAAAAAUGUGGAUCAGGAACAAGGAAAACGAUUUCGGGCUAGUGGUGACUUCGCUCAAUCACAAAUACUUUCGAAAUCAUAUUGAAGACUGUGUGUCACUUGGUUAUCCCAUGCUGAUAGAGGAUAUUGGCGAAGAACUCGACCCCGUACUGGAUAAUGUGUUGGAAAAGAACUUCAUCAAAAUGGGCAAUACGUUUAAGGUGAAGGUAGGCGACAAAGAAGUGGAUGUGAAUGAUUCAUUCCGCAUGUAUAUGACCACAAAACUACCGAACCCACUGUACACGCCGGAAGUCUCAGCUCGAACAUCUAUAAUUGAUUUUACCGUUACGAUGCGAGGUUUAGAAGAUCAAUUGUUGGGGCGAGUGAUCCUUACAGAGAAACGGGAGCUGGAAUCAGAACGUACGAACUUGAUCAAGGAUGUUACUGCAAAUCGUCGUAAAAUGCAGGAACUGGAAGCUAAUCUGCUACACAAACUUUCCACCACACAAGGUAGUUUGGUAGACGAUGUAACAGUAAUAGGAGUGUUGAAUACCAGCAAGAUCACUUCCAUUGAAGUGCGUGAGAAGCUAAAGAUCGCUCGGGAAACGGAAAUCAAAAUCAAUCGAGCUCGCGAAGAGUAUCGACCUGUAGCUGCGAGAGGCAGUGUCUUGUAUUUUCUUAUAUGCAGUAUGACCAUGGUGAACAACAUGUAUCAGACUUCACUUGUACAGUUUCUCGAACGGUUUGAUAUUUCCAUGUCACGCUCUGAUCGGCAUCCGGUACCAACUAGGCGCAUUAACAACAUCAUCGAAUACCUCACAUAUGAUAUCUUCCGGUAUGUGUGCCGAGGAUUGUAUGAAGUACACAAAUACCUUUUCGUUCUGCUGAUGGCACUAAAUAUCGAUCUGGAUCGGAAGACAGUAACGCAUGCGGAGUUCCAAACAUUCAUCAAAGGAGGAGCUGCGUUGGACAUAAAUACAUGUCCGGAGAAACCAUUCAAGUGGAUAGCCGACGUGACUUGGUUAAAUUUGGUGCAACUUUCCAAGCUCGAUCAUUUCGGUGCUCUCCUCGAUAGCAUACGUAGUAACGAGAAAGGUUGGAAAGCGUGGUUCUCGAAAGAAGCACCUGAAGAGGAGCCUUUACCGCCGGAAGGAGGCUACCAAUCGAUGGAUGCCUUCCGACGUCUGUUGCUUAUCCGAGCCUGGUGUCCGGACAGAACACUCUUUCAAAGUCGACGGUAUCUUGGCAUGUCACUUGGUGAACGUUUUGCGGAUCCAGUUAUCAUCAAUUACGACGCACUGCUCGAGGAGAGCCGGCCUUUGACACCGUUAGUUUGCUUUUUGUCUAUGGGUUCCGAUCCGACGCCUAGCAUUGAAAAUUUGGCCAAAAAGAAUGGUUUCAAGUGCCGUUCAAUUUCUAUGGGCCAGGGACAGGAGGUGCAUGCACGCAAGCUUGUCGGUACCUCGUUAGAAGAAGGUUCAUGGGUAUUACUGCAGAAUUGCCAUCUUGGAUUGGAGUACAUGAAUGAGCUAAUGUUGCAGAUAUUGGAUUUGGAACGAUUAGGCCCUACAGCGUAUCACGAAAAUUUCCGCAUUUGGAUGACGACCGAACCACAUCCGCAGUUCCCGAUCACAUUUCUACAGAUGGCGUUGAAAUUCACCAACGAGCCACCGUCCGGCGUGAAGGCCGGCUUGAAGCGGACCUACGCGUCGAUGUCGUUGGAGAUGUUUGAAUACAGUGACUCCUUACUCUAUGUGCCACUGAUAUAUGGCAUAUCGUUUCUUCAUACGGUUGUACAAGAACGACGAAAGUUUGGUCCCUUGGGAUGGAACAUUCCAUAUGAGUUCAAUUCUGCCGAUUGGCUUGCAAGCUGCAUGUUUGUACAGAACCAUCUGGAUACACUGGACCCAAAAGUGGGCCGUGUAAGCUGGAAAACAAUGCGCUACAUGUUAGGCGAGGUGCAGUACGGUGGCCGUGUUACCGAUGACUACGACAAGCGGUUGCUCAAUACCUUCGCCCGCGUCUGGUUCUCAGAUGCAAUGUUUGAGGAAACAUUCCGCUUCUUCCGGGAGUAUCGUAUUAUGCGCUUCAAGACUAUCGAGGAGUACCUUGAAGCGAUCGACAACAUGCCACUCGUCGAUCCUCCGCAAGUUUAUGGAUUGCACUCAAACGCCGACAUUACAUACCAGAGUAAUACAACGAAGGAAAUUUUAGACACGAUCCUUUCUAUUCAACCAAAAGAAUCUUCCGGCGGUGGUGGUGAGACUCGUGAAGUUGCUGUUGCACGAAUGGUGCAUGACAUGUUAGGCAAGGUUCCUCCUCCAUACGAUCCAUAUGCGGUCAAGGAACGUUUACGAAUCAUGGGCCAUCAAGAGUCCAUGAAUAUCUUUUUGCGCCAAGAAAUCGAUCGUAUUCAGCGCAUCUUACUGCUCGUGCGUCAAACGCUAGACGAUCUGCUGUUAGCCAUCGACGGAGUGAUUAUAAUGAAUGAGCAGCUCCGGGAUGCGCUAGAUAACAUCUACGAUGCCCGAGUACCGACCGUCUGGAAGCGGGGCAGUUGGGCUUCGGCUUCACUUGGGUUCUGGUUCACCGAGCUGAUAGAGAGAAAUUCACAAUUCCAUAGCUGGUGUUUCCGGAAACGACCCAACAUGUUCUGGAUGACAGGAUUUUUCAAUCCGCAGGGAUUCUUAACCGCCAUGCGUCAGGAAGUCGCACGGGCCCACAAGGGAUGGGCGUUGGAUAUGAUCACUCUUCAUAACGACGUAACUCAGAUGCUAACGGAAGAGUGCAAGGUAACACCACCGGAAGGAGUUUAUGUUUACGGUCUGUACAUAGAUGGGGCUGGAUGGGACAAACGGUUCAUCCGUUUGCAGGAAGCCACGAACAAGGUUCUGUACUCACCCAUGCCAGUGAUACACGUUUACGCCAUCAAUUCCACUGCACCAAAAGAUCCAAAGCUAUACGAGUGUCCAGUCUAUAAAAAGGCCAAUCGAACUGAUUUGAACUAUAUCACGCCGCUAUGGUUGCAAACAGCUAAACCACCGGAACACUGGGUUCUACGCGGAGUCGCUCUUUUGUGUGAUAUCAAGUAAACGGGUCACUCUUGAAUCAACCCGAAAAAACUUGUGGCUGCAAAGGCAAGUAAAUGAUGUCAGGAAACAUUAUAACUUCUAAAUUGUCAUACAAACUGAAAUCAAUAAAUGAUGAAUAAAACACUAAGCAAA